AUGGUUGAAGAAAUAUUUACUAGAAUUAUUUUAUUUUUUGAUGUUUUGACGAAGCCUAAAACAUCUUUUGAAUGUCUGCUUUGUUUAAAGCCAUACAAAAUUUUUAUGUUAAUUAAAAGCAAUGUUCAAGUUCUCAUGUUCUUCUUCAUGAUUUGUUUAAUUUUUCAUAUUGAAAAGUCUCAACAGCCACUAGAAAAUUGCAAUUUAAGUGGCUCAAAAAUUAUGUAUUUCAGACAGAACGUGGAGGAUAAUUCAAAAGCCUUUCGUCCAGGGCACAAAACGUUUUUUCAACUCAUCGAAGGAGGGAAAGGAAAAUGCCAAUUUGAAAAAUCAGCAGAACAUAAAAGCUUUUCUCUACUAAUUUUACGACAAUUGUCUGUUGUAAAAUGGCGAAAUAAAAAACAAAUAACAGCAAAGGUGAAGCUUCAAAUCCCAACUCACAUGAGUGAAUCAUAUAAAUGGUUUCAGGGUAUGCUGAAAUUCAUCUUAUCAGUGCGUGUUUACAUGACUUUAUUGAAGUUCAAGGAUAAAUAUGAGUAUUUUCCAGAUGCCUCUUUGAACAUUUGCCAUGCCUGUCGUUCUAUUCUUGCCAGCAUCGAGACCAUAAUUCAAUUUUGUCUUGUUUUUAUGAACACACAAAAGCAUAGAAAUUUCUUUUUUCCCUUCUUACCAUCCCCGUUGACUUGGUUACCAUUGAUGAUGAGCGCCAAAGAAUAA
Molecule: messenger RNA, 717 nt
Organism: Clunio marinus
Lineage: Eukaryota; Metazoa; Arthropoda; Insecta; Diptera; Chironomidae
Source: the annotation of a GenBank genome assembly